Molecule: messenger RNA, 815 nt
Organism: Branchiostoma floridae (Florida lancelet)
Lineage: Eukaryota; Metazoa; Chordata; Leptocardii; Amphioxiformes; Branchiostomatidae
Exons: 6
Coding region: 9-569 (186 amino acids)
Cellular component (GO): membrane
Source: RefSeq, a predicted model, not a curated record
AGUUUAAUAUGGACUCCGAGACGCCGUGGUGUUUCGGAGGGAAGUGCACCAUCAAGGUCUCGGCGGUACAGGUCAUCCUCGGGCUGGCGUGCGCCUCGGCCGGAGUCGCCGGGAUCUUCUGGGACGCCUGGUACAAGGAGAUCGGAUACGGGAUAUGGUCGGGGAUACUGUUCAUUAUGACCGGUUCUACUGGAAUUCACGCCGCCAAGGACUGGAAAAAGCUUUGGAUCAUGUGUUUCCUGGUGACCAGCGCCGCCUCCGCUCUGGUGGCGACUUUCGUGGUCCUGCCGCUCGCCUUCAUGGCCAUCCAGAUAGACAAGCCUGACCCCAACCGGCUCGCCGUGGACGGCAUCCUGUUCGCCUCUGCCCUGCUGCAGGGGCUCCUGUCCGGCGCCACCUUCUUCAUGGCGUUCUGCGGCUGCUGCACGGCCAAGGGCAGGAAGAGGGUGAGAUAUCCGCGUCAAACACCUGCAGUUGGCGUCAUGAACGCAGGGGACUCCCUAGCGACCGUGACCGUGACGAACAGCCCUUACCUGCACCACUCCCCUGCCCACGGUACUUUUGCUUAAAGGUCCGCCUCCAUCGUACGAUGACGUCAUGAGAGCGUCACCUCGGGGAGACCGUCAUUGGUUGUUCAUUCGGACAACAGCAAGAAUAGCGAGCUGAAAUGUCUAGUUAAUUCUGUCUGUAUCUCUAUCUCGUGAUAUUUGCGUAACACACCGACUUCUAGAUCUGUAUCUGUAUCUGUGUAGCCGGUAUAACGUCCCUUCGGCGUAACACACCAGCUUCUGUAUCUGUAUCUAUAUAGCCGGUAU